AACAACGGCGGUUUGGAAAGUCAAUAUACCAAAAUUAUAACCAGAGAGAGAGAGAGAGAUAGAGAGAGAGUUUCAACGGUUGCAAAAAUGCUGUGCCAAAACUAGGAAAGAAAGAUACGAUUUUCAGUUCGUUUACCAAAAGAAAAAUAGUUAAAAGUUGAUCAAAUUUGUUCGUAAGAAAAAUUAUACCUUUGCUAUAGCUCUCAACCAGAUACUGAUCCCACUUUACAGAUUUGACCGACGAGGCAUAGGCAGCGAGAGAUAGAUGGAGAGGGAUGUGAAGAAGCUGAAAGAGGCGGUGGAGGAGGUGGAGGUAGUAGAUGCGCACGCCCACAAUAUUGUGGCCCUGGACUCCACCUUCCCUUUCAUCAGUUGCUUCUCUGAAGCCCAUGGUGAUGCUUUAUCCUACGCACCCCAUUCCCUCUCCUUCAAGAGAAAUUUGAAGGAUAUUGCUGAACUCUACGGAUCUGAAAAUUCAUUGGUUAAGGUUGAAGAAUAUCGCAGACUCUCUGGAUUGCAGUCUAUUAGCUCAACAUGUUUCAAAGCUGCAAAAAUCUCUGCCAUACUCCUUGAUGAUGGUAUAGAGUUUGACAAAAAUCAUGACAUAGAGUGGCAUAAAACUUUUGCACCUGUUGUUGGCAGAAUCUUGAGAAUUGAACGCCUGGCUGAGAAGAUUCUAGACGAAGAGUUGCCUGGUGGAUCUUCUUGGACAUUGGAAGUGUUCACCAAUAAGUUUGUUGGAAAUUUGAAGUCAAGUGCUGACAAAAUUUUUGGCUUGAAAAGCAUAGCUGCAUACCGCAGUGGCCUAGAAAUCAAUCCAAAUGUCUCUAUGAAAGAUGCCGAGGAAGGUCUUGCUAAAGUUUUACAUGGUGGAAAACCUGUCCGUAUAACAAAUAAAAACUUUAUUGACUAUGUCUUCACAUGUAGUCUGGAGAUCGCUGUGUUCUUUGACUUGCCAAUGCAGAUACACACAGGUUUCGGAGACAAAGAUCUCGAUAUGCGGCUGGCCAAUCCUCUUCAUCUCCGAGCUGUUCUUGAGGAUGAGAGAUUUUCUAAAUGCCGUAUCGUUCUUUUGCAUGCAUCUUACCCAUAUUCAAAAGAAGCGUCAUAUUUAGCCUCUGUUUAUUCCCAGGUAUACCUGGACUUUGGAUUGACUGUUCCUAAGCUCAGUGUCCAUGGGAUGGUAUCUUCAGUCAAAGAACUUUUGGAGCUAGCUCCAAUAAAGAAGGUGAUGUUCAGCACAGAUGGCUAUGCGUUUCCUGAAACUUAUUACUUAGGUGCAAAAAAAGCACGUGAAGUUAUCUAUUCUGUCCUAGCUGAUGCUUGUGCUGAUGGCGAUCUCUCUAUACACGAAGCUAUUGAAGCUGUUAAAGACAUAUUUUCCCAAAAUGCAAUUCAGUUCUAUAAAAUCAAGUUACCUAUUGAGCAUUUUGGUUCAGAAAAGAGUUUAUCUCCUACUUCUGUGAAGCUGAAGACCAUUGCUCAUGCUGACAACAUUGCACUUGUUCGUGUUAUCUGGGUGGAUGCUUCCGGACAACAUAGAUGUCGUGUCAUUCCUGCAGCACGGUUUAACAAUGUUGUUGUGAACAAUGGAGUUGGUUUGACAUUUGCAUCUAUGGGAAUGACUUCAUUUGCUGAUGGCCCUGCUGAUGAAACUAAUCUGACUGGAGUUGGUGAGAUUAGGCUGAUACCUGAUUUAUCGACCAGAAAGAGAAUUCCAUGGAAUACUCGAGAAGACAUGGUUUUGGCUGACAUGCAUCUUAGACCUGGUGAGGCUUGGGAAUAUUGCCCAAGAGAGGCCUUACGAAGGGUUUCAACGAUUCUGAAAGAAGAAUUUAACUUGGUAAUGAAUGCCGGAUUCGAAAACGAGUUUUUUCUCUUGAAGAGUGUACUAAGGGAGGGGAAAGAAGAAUGGGUUCCAUUUGACUCAACACCGUACUGCUCUACAGCAGCUUAUGAUGCGGCUUCCCCUAUAUUUCAGGAAGUUGUUUCGGUUUUACAAUCGUUGACCAUUGACUUGGAACAGUUACAUGCAGAAUCUGGGAAAGGUCAAUAUGAGAUGGCUUUAGGACACACAGCAUGUACGCAUGCUGCUGACAACUUGAUUUUUAGCCGUGAAGCCAUUAAGGCCAUUGCAAGGAAACAUGGAUUAUUGGCAACGUUUGUGCCGAAGUAUGCAUUAGAUGACAUUGGUUCUGGAUCCCAUGUGCAUAUCAGUUUGUGGCGGGAUGGAGAAAAUGCUUUUAUGGGAUCAUCUGGGCAUGGAAUUUCGAAAAUUGGGGAAGAAUUCAUGGCGGGUGUUUUGAACCAUCUUCCUUCAAUCAUGGCAUUUAUAGCACCUGUUCCAAAUAGUUAUGAUCGAAUACAACCCAAUACAUGGAGUGGAGCAUACCAAUGCUGGGGAAAAGAUAACAGAGAAGCUCCUCUGAGAACUGCAUGCCCCCCUGGAAUUCAACAUGGUUCCGUGAGCAACUUCGAAAUCAAAACAUUUGAUGGAUGUGCAAACCCACACUUAGGAUUGACUGCAAUACUUGCAGCUGGUAUCGAUGGCCUUCGUAGACAUCUUAGUCUGCCCGAGCCAGUCGAUACAAAUCCUUCUACCCUCGAUGCAAAAAGAUUACCAACGUCACUUUCAGAAUCUUUAAGAGCUCUUCAAGAAGACAGUGUGUUGACAGAUCUAAUUGGUGAAAAGCUAUUGGUUGCAAUAAAAGGAAUCCGCAAGGCAGAGGUUGACUACUAUUCGAAGCACAAGGAUGCUUAUAAGCAGCUAAUAUACCGCUAUUAAGCUUUCCUUUCUUAAUUUUUAUUUUUUCUUGAUUAUUAGUCUUUACAAUACCAUAUUAAAGUUAUCUUUAUCUGUUUUGUCGGUUUACGAGGCGAUAAAGUUUUUCUUUUUUUUUUUUUUUUUGAAAAAUAAAUACUAUGAUUAAACGAAACCAUCUGAAUUUUGGUCAUUUUUGUUGUGAUUCUCUGUUUGUUGUUUCCUGAAAUUUUUGCUGAAGUUGGUUAGAGGUAACAGGCUGUUUAAUAUUUUACUGGUUCGUGGAAUUGAAUCACUAACCGUGUAUCA
Molecule: messenger RNA, 3070 nt
Organism: Ziziphus jujuba (common jujube)
Lineage: Eukaryota; Viridiplantae; Streptophyta; Magnoliopsida; Rosales; Rhamnaceae
Product: protein fluG
Exons: 18
Coding region: 266-2785 (839 amino acids)
Molecular function (GO): glutamine synthetase activity; hydrolase activity
Source: RefSeq, a predicted model, not a curated record